UUUUAAUUUCAACUGAAUUCCACAGUUCCUUCUUUUUAAUUCUCCGCAACUAUGGCUAAUUUGUCCGCAGCUAUUUUCCUCGCUUCCGCGGUACAGUCACUGGUGGUUUACGCUGUGAUGGGUCGAGCCAUCGAUGAUGAACAUACCAAUGGACACGAAAAUGAAAUUUCCGGUAUCCAUGCCGUAUUUACCGUUAACCAGGACGCCAGCGGCAAGAUGAACCCCGGCGUCUUCGACAAAGUCAACAGCGCCAGCGAAGCAGCGUGCUCCAACCACGCUACAUCCGAAUCCAGUCUGUCCCUGAUCAGCGAACAGAUUGACCGAGAUCUGAAGAACAGUUUGACGGAAGAAAAGUACAUCUGGGAGAUCACGGCCGGCAGUGGACCACGAAGUAUUCAUAUGGUGGAUAACACUAUGCGAGUCAAUCAUCGGGCUGGCGGCGCCGAACAGCAGUAUGAGGCUGACUGCACUGGACAGAAAAUCCGCGUCAAAGUGACCAAACUGGAAUAACCUGGCUCAUAGCCGGCUCGAUCCGAACGAAUACAGGAAAUGAAAAUAAUUUUAUUUAUAUACGUCUUGCAUAAUCCAUAUCGUUAACCGUUACCGCAGACACAUGUACAAUACAGAUAUUGUUUUAUAAUUUAUAGAUAUUCAUUAAGUGAAUGUGUAUAAUGUGUACAAAUUUUCAAUGUGCAUCGGCGCUUACUGGCGACUUUGUCAGCAUCGAUGGUGUAUAUUGCUUGGUCCAGUUUUAUCGUUGUUGUUUUUCUGGUUGUUGGGACAUUACUUUGCUUGAUACCGGCGAAUAAAUGC
Molecule: messenger RNA, 813 nt
Organism: Paramacrobiotus metropolitanus
Lineage: Eukaryota; Metazoa; Tardigrada; Eutardigrada; Parachela; Macrobiotidae
Exons: 4
Coding region: 52-510 (152 amino acids)
Source: RefSeq, a predicted model, not a curated record